AAUGGGCACCAGAGUCGGUCUAGGCUUUACCACGCUAUCAGGGUUAUCAGGUACAUAUGUAGCAAAGGACAACGCUUUUACUUUCUAUCCUCCCAGUAAUUUUUCAUUAAUGUUUUCCCUGCAUUUUCUGAGCUACCCGUGAAAUGUUCCUGCAGGAGAUUAGCAACGUUCAACGAGUCCUCGUCUUCGGGGACUCGACGAUUGAGAACAAACUUCCCGUGAUCAGGGCACUAUGGAAGGCUUCGGAGUCGUCUCUCCUGCUGAAGACGUUCCUGCAACAAGCUAUCGAGAUCAUCCAAGAAGAGACACAAAAGCUAGCUUCUCAAGAAGGUUCCCUCUUCCUGCACUGCAUAAACGUACUUGAAAUCGCAGAAAUAUAUGCGGAGGCAGAAGAGCCAGACGAGAUCAUUGCAUCUGUUCUCGCCUUGGUUGCCCGCUUCGGGGCGCUCGUGUUGGACAACGAGCACAAUGACGGUUCCAGGCAAUCAACAGGCCCCAUCCAGAUCGCAGGAUUCUGUACCGGUCUGUUGGCUGGUGCAGUGGCUGCCUGCGCAAAGGAUAUCAUUACAAUUUUCGAUCUCACCUGUGAAGUGCUGGCUAUCUCUUUUAGGCUUGUCAUUGCACUAGUGCGCAGAUCAAAGGCAAUUGAGCCGGAGCCGGGCCUAUGGGCUACAACCUUUAUCCGCGUCUCGAGACAGGAGCUGGAAAUGCAACUCGAGGAUUACAACCUAUAUCAUAAUCUUCCUCGAGAAAAACAAGCUUACAUCGGAGUCACCUCCCAAUUGUGGAAUACGGUUUUUGCGCCGCCGAGCGUCAUCCAGCACAUGUCUGAAAGCUGCCCAAUCUUCAGCCAGAUGUCUCAAGUGUCAACAACUGCUGCCAUGGCAGUACACGCCUCCCACCUAUCUCUCCCGGAUAUCGACUGGAUAAUCGGAAGCCUACCCGGCCUGAAUACACCUGUUUUGCCGGAUAGAUCAAUCAUUUCCACGAGUACUGGCAAGCCGUUCCUCGCGGCGACCCUACAAGAGUUAUUGGAGUCGAUCAUUGCCGACAUUUCAAUGAACCUCCUGGACAUUGAUAGCACGGUCCAAGGCAUCUGCCUCCAACUGGACAUGGCAAGACCGGUGGUGAUCUCUGCUAUGGGACCUUCACCUAACAUUCCAGCUUUGACGAGAGAGUUGGCUAAUGGAGGCUUUAAAUCGAAGACAUUAGCAGUGAUCUCGGGCGAUAGGCCGCGUCGGCUCUUGCCACAAGCACGCAGUCGUCCUUAGUUGUACCGUGUAUGGGGUAGAACCAGUGAUAUUUACCCGGGCGUUUCUGGCAGAUUUAGCAUUGCCGUUCGAAUAGGUGCUGCUCUGGUGGAAAAGAAAGGUUUUGACACUCGUCAAUGCAGUGCGUGGAAGCUCACUACCUUCUCAGGAGACAUCGGAGUUUGUAAAUUCUUGCUGUUCUAUGGUGUGGUCCUGUGGUAUAUAGAGAUAGAUCUAUAGUUUCGUAUUAACUUCCAUAGUCAAAUAGAGGCCCCUGUGUC
This is a messenger RNA of Hyaloscypha bicolor E, 1531 nucleotides long. RefSeq lists its product as uncharacterized. NCBI's taxonomy places the organism in Eukaryota, Fungi, Ascomycota, Leotiomycetes, Helotiales, Hyaloscyphaceae. Gene Ontology annotation, molecular function: transferase activity. The transcript has 3 exons. The coding region runs from base 144 to 1271 and encodes 375 amino acids. The record is from RefSeq and is a predicted model, not a curated record.